This is a messenger RNA of Exophiala mesophila, 574 nucleotides long. RefSeq lists its product as uncharacterized. Bases 28 to 480 code for a protein of 150 amino acids. Gene Ontology annotation, molecular function: carbon-sulfur lyase activity. Lineage: Eukaryota; Fungi; Ascomycota; Eurotiomycetes; Chaetothyriales; Herpotrichiellaceae. The transcript has 2 exons. The record is from RefSeq and is a predicted model, not a curated record.
UGCGAUUGUGGUCAGGUGCGCUACGAGAUGGAGGCACCUAUAGUGGUUCACUGUUGUCACUGCCGGUGGUGCCAGCGCGAAACAGGAGCUUCAUUUGCUCUCAACGCCAUGAUCGAAACGAGUAAGCUGAAGAUACUUGAGGGAGAGCCAGAGUGGACACUAGUGCCUAGUCAAAGUGGUGAUGGACAGAAUAUCGCCAGGUGCCCCAGAUGCAAGAUCGCUAUAUGGAGCGUCUAUCAUUAUAUCCGAAACAACAAGGCUGGUAUGGGUCCAUUGCGAAUCGUCCGUGUGGGCACGCUAGAUGAUGCCAACAGCUGUCCUCCAGACAUCCAUAUUUGGACAAUCCAUAAACAGGGCUGGAUCAUUCUGUCCGACGAAACGCCAGCGUUCGGAACUGGAACGUAUGAUCGUGAAAAGGUUUGGUCUACUGAGAGUCUAGAGAGAUUCACUCGAGCGAAGGGCGUAGAAGAUUCAAAGUGAGAUUUGGACUAGCUAUUCGGUGGCAUCCAACAACAUCUCUCACAUAUCUCCAAGAUAUGAUGUAGUGGUACAUCUGACUAGAUCUCAAUCUCAC